GCACCUCGUGACGGCGGGCGCGGCGAGGGCGGCGGCGGCGGCGGCGGCGGGAGCAGGGGCAGGGCCGGUGCCCGGCCGCGCAGCCCGCGCGGCGCGGGCGCAGACGCUUGCUCCGGCUCUGUGGGUGCGGAGGCGGCGCCCGGCGAGGCCGGGCGCUUCCGUGUGUAUGUCUCGCGUGAGGGUCGGGUCUGCGUCCGGUUCGUUGAGCCGCCGCCGAUGCGUGACCCGCGGCUUGGCGGGGACGACCGCGGGCGCGAGCGGGAGCGGGAGUGGGAGCGGGAGCGGCAGGGGCAGCGAUGCGGAGGCGGGGGCGGCGGGGACCACCGCGGGCGAGACUCGCGGGGCGGCGGCGGCGGCGGAGGCAAGCGCGCGGGUUUGGGCAGGGACGCGAGCGGGGAGGCAUCAAAGCGCCCCAGGCGCGGCGAGGAGAGCGGCGCAGCGCCGCGGGCCGCCGCCUUGCAGCGCGGCGCGGCGCAGGAGCGCCCGCGGGCGCGCGAGCGGGGCACGCGGUCGCCGGAGCGUGCGCGUACGCCGCAGGCCGGCGGCGACGACGCAAGGGAGGGGCCACGGCGGGCAGGGACGCGCGACACGCCUCCUGGCGGUGGCGCCGACCGCGCACAGUCUGGCGCCGAUAGGGUGCCUCGGGAGGAGCAGCAGGAGCAGCAGUGGCAGCACCAGCAGCAGCAGCAGCAGCAGCAGGAGCAGCAGCCCAUGGAUGUCGACGCCGGCCCUGCCGGGCGCACCUGCCCGCCCACUGCAGUGCCCAAUCACGCAUUCUCUGCCGUCAGCGACGGCGCAGGCGCGGAGCCGGGCGGCCUGCUGCCGAGCGCGCCGCCACGGCCGCCGCCGGCGGCCGUGCGGACGGCGCCGUCUGCGCCCGAGUGGCGCGAGGCGGCGCUCAGGUGCCCUGGCGCCCCCGUGACGCCUGUCUGUGAGAGUGAGGGGGAGCACGGCGGCGGCCCGCCGCGCUUCACGCCCGCCAAGCCCGAGCUCGGGCGGCCGCAGGACGCGCCGCCGCCUGGCGCGCCCUUUGACGCUUGGGCGCCGCAAGCGCCCGCGGCAGGGCCCGGGCAGAGCGACGGCGAGGCUGCCGCGUGCGCGAAGGCGGGCCGGCGGGGCGGCGCGGGGCAGCAGGAGCGGCCGCAGCCGUCGGCGGCGCUGGGGUUUGGGGCUGCGGGGACUGCAGCGUACGCGAUGGGCGCGCCGGCAGCGGCCGCGCCCGGCGCGGCCGUGGCUGCGGUGGUGGGAGACGCGCCCGCUGACGAGGUCGGCAACGAUGCAGACGUGGAGUUUGAAAGGGCGGGCACGCCGGAUUUCAUCCCCCUGACGGAUCAAGGCCAAUGCCAGGCUGACUGUGUGCCGAGGGCUGCGGCGCAGCCAGCGCCCGUCGCGGGCCCCAAGCAGCCUGUGUCACCGCUGGCGGCGGCCGCUGCGCCGGCAUGCGAUGUCUUUUGA
This is a messenger RNA of Monoraphidium neglectum, 1455 nucleotides long. RefSeq lists its product as hypothetical. The annotation marks the transcript as partial. Lineage: Eukaryota; Viridiplantae; Chlorophyta; Chlorophyceae; Sphaeropleales; Selenastraceae. The transcript has a single exon. The record is from RefSeq and is a predicted model, not a curated record.